Trichomycterus rosablanca is the source of this 3178-nucleotide messenger RNA. It is a transcript of the gene fbxo21, whose product is annotated as F-box protein 21. Bases 2 to 1978 code for a protein of 658 amino acids. Gene Ontology annotation, molecular function: protein binding; DNA binding. The record is from RefSeq and is a predicted model, not a curated record. The transcript has 11 exons. Lineage: Eukaryota; Metazoa; Chordata; Actinopteri; Siluriformes; Trichomycteridae.
GAUGGCGACAUCAGAUCCGCCACAGGACACAAACCCGAUCACAUCAGAUCCGUACAGUAAAACCCUGAUCGAUUUACCCACCGAGCUGCUAGAGUUCAUCCUCUGCUUCCCCGUCCUCAACCACAUCGACAUUUCUAACGUGUCCUGCUGCUGCAAGCGCCUGCACCAAGUGUGUGCCAGCCGAGGGAAAGUGUGGGCACACCAGUACCAGCUCAGGUGGCCCAGGCUACAGAAACUGUAUCGGCAGAAUGAGUCCUAUGAUUGGAGGCAGGAAUACAGGACGAGGCUUAGAGUCCGUCUACAGAUCCAGAGAACUGUUGAGUCCAUCUCCCAGAGAUUCUACGCUGAAGUUCCUUGCAUUGGUCAGGUUUUGGGCGACAGUUUUACAGAGAUCGAGUCUCUCGGUGCUCCUGAACAUUUCUGUGAAGACGAGUUACUUUCCAUUCUCGGUUCAGACAAAAGGAAGAACCUGACAUUAAAGUACUAUGCAAAGAAAAUCCUAUACUUCCUUCGUCAGCAGAAGAUUUUGAGGAGUCUGAAGGGUUUUCUGGUGCGCACUGCUGAGGAGCAGUCAGCCCUGGAAGGUGCUGUGCUGGUGGAUCGGUAUUGUAACCCGCUGACUGACAUCACCAUGGAGGGUUUAUCUGCUCAGCUGGACGACGUGAUCGAGAAGGUGAAGAAAUAUCUACGAGUGAAAAACGCCACUCAUCCGAGCUUGAGAUCAGGGCAAGGUAGGGCCGAGAACCGAAUAAAAUGCAGUGCAGAGAACAGAACCCGUAUUUACAUGAGCCCUCUGUCGGCAGGUGGAUGUUUAGUGGUUCAGGACUUCGAGCUUCAGCGACAGGUCAUCUGUGCUCUCAAUGCAGUUCUGUACGAGCAGCUCCAGUUCAAGGGCAACGAGGGUGACUACUAUAACCCCAUGAACUCGUACAUUCACCAGGUGCUCCUGCGGAGGACAGGCAUUCCCAUCAGCCUUUCUGUUCUCUAUAUGACGCUCGCCAGGAGGCUGGGUGUCAUACUGGAGCCAGUCAACUUCCCAAACCACUUUCUAUUACGCUGGUGCCAACGUCAGACAAGGAGUGACGAUAUCUACGACUACGUGUACAUUGACGCGUUUGGGAAAGGAAAACAGCUGACAGCUAAAGAGUGCGAGUACCUGAUCCGACAGCAGGUGACGGCAGAUUACUACAGCUCCAUCAGCACCACUGAACUGCUGCUGCGCAUGGUGGGAAACCUGCUCAACAUCGGCAAGAGAGGAGAAGGCAACGAGAAAUCAUACCAGCUGCUGAGAGACUCGCUGGAUCUCUACCUCGUCCUCGACCCUGAUAACGUCCAGUAUCUGCUCCUGCAGGCCCGACUCUACUUCCACCUGGGCAUCUGGCCCGAGAAGGUGCUGGAUAUUUUGCAGCACAUCCAGGCGCUGGAUCCAUCUCAGCACGGUGCUGUGGGGUACCUGGUACAGCACACUCUGGAACACAUCCAACACAAGAGACACCCCGUCGAACCCGAAGUGAAGAAACGAAGCGCUCCGGAACACAGCCGAGUGCAGUUCAGUGUGGGACUCGUCAUGAAACACAAGAGGUCAGGGUAUAACUGUGUUAUUUACGGAUGGGACCCCCAGUGCACCAUGAGCCAGGAGUGGAUCAACACCAUGAGAGUCCAUCAGCUCACCAACGGUGCCAAUCAGCCCUUCUACAACGUCCUGGUUCAGGAUGGCACCUGCAGAUACGCUGCACAGGAGAAUCUGGAGCCUCACCCUGCUCCGUUAGAAAUCGGUCACCCCGAGGUGGGUCGCUACUUCACCGAGUUCACCGACACGCACUACCUGGCCAACGAAGAUCUCCAGACCCGAUACUUGGAGGACGCGGCCGAGACGGAGAGGAUCGUGCUGGAGCUUUACCACUCGAACCCAGACAACUCAGGGAAUGAUGAUGCAGGGUCAAACGCCAAGCCUGAACUCAAUUCCACGAAUCCAUGAAGGCCAUCCCACUAACCCUAACAUGCUUCAAAUAAGCUACAGUUCACACCGAGAAAUGCUGGUGUGAGUUCAUAUCACGCGUGGUCCUGGACGCAGUGCCGUUUCUAAUGUCAGAUUCAUGUCAGAAAUGAGAGGAAAUGUGUGUAUGAAGCAUCACCAGAGUACAAACAGUGUUCCCAGACUGAACUUCAUCAUGAAUUGACAUAUUUUCACAUACAAUAUCAACACAAAAUAAAACAAUAAAAGGAAUUACACAGUUUAGCACUUAAGUCAGUUGUAGUUGAUCAGCCAGGACAUUUUCUUCGUCUGUUUGCCUGUUUAGUUUUGCCUAGUCAAGCUUUUGUGACUAACAAGUACAUCCUAAAUACUAAAAUUGACUAUUUCCAUUAAUCCAUUGCUAACCACAUUACUAACAGUGCAUAAAAUGAAACGUACAGCUCGGCGAUCUCCAUAGAGUCCAAACACUGGCAGUAGAAUGAGUGAACUUUAGUGUGGGGUUGGUCCAUUAUAACUGACUGACAGUGAUGGGUUGGGUUGGGUUGUCUGUUGUUGGUUUGGGUUGUCUGUUGUUGGUUCUAGUGAACAGAAAUCCUAAUGUUACAGCAAUAACAAGACAUUCUAUAAAACUUCAUGGGAACAGAUUGUGAAAUAUCACUUCCUGUUUCACCAUGAUGGUGCUACUAUAGAGAACGUAUUUGUAAAACAAAGUCCUGACCUCAAAGCCAUCCACCACCUUUGGGAUGAACUGGAAUCCUAACUACAAACCAAGCCUGACUGUCCAUUGUUAGUACCUAAAUCUAGUGGAAAGCCUUUCAGAGGAGUGGGACGAGUCCAUGUAGUGUAUUUUGAUCAGCUACGUUAACUUUAUAGCAUCAGCUAUAGAACAAAAUGAUGACGUGCUCAAGCGGCACAGCAGUCUACAGUGCCAGCAGACCAUCACAGAGAUCCGAGAUUGAGUCUUGCCGCCGACCUGCGCCCUAUCACUCACUUCAUAGUCUGCACUUAACAUAUUAGACAGCCUACAUUACCACAUCAAAUUCCCAAUGUUCAAGCACUUAUAACAAGAGGAUAAAUGUUUUUUUUUUCUAAUAUACAGUAUUUAAAGAUUCAUAAAUAAGGGCUUUUGAAAGAAGAAAUAAUAUGGAUGAAAAGAUGUGUCAAGACUGCAAUAUGGAUGUCAAUAAAAAGAGAAACACUUGG